Molecule: messenger RNA, 1185 nt
Organism: Ananas comosus (pineapple)
Lineage: Eukaryota; Viridiplantae; Streptophyta; Magnoliopsida; Poales; Bromeliaceae
Product: BAHD acyltransferase At3g29680-like
Exons: 2
Coding region: 1-1170 (389 amino acids)
Source: RefSeq, a predicted model, not a curated record
AUGGCGCCACUCCACAAGCUCAAGGUGUUAGAGCAAUGCCGCAUCUUCCCCACGCCGCCGCCCUCCGCCUCGCGGCCUUCGUCCCUCCCCCUCACCUUCUUCGACCUCGUCUUCGUCAACUUCCACCCGGUGCAGCGCCUCUUCUUCUACGAGCUCCCCGCCCUCUCCGUCUCCGACUUCCUCGUCUCCGAGCUGCCGAACCUGAAACGCUCCCUCUCCCUCACCCUCCACCAUUUCUACCCUCUCGCCGGCACGCUGACGCGGGACGAGAUUGCCUACUCCGAAGGCGACUUCGUGCAGCUGACGGUCGCGGCGAGCGCAGACGACUUCCGCGACAUGGUCGGCGACCACCCUCGCUGCGUCAGGCGGUUCCACCCUCUGGUCCCGGAGCUGAAUUCUCAUCAAGGCGAUAAAGGCCCCCGCCGAGACGUGCUGGCCGUCCAGGUGACCAUCUUCCCGGGCGCCGGCGUCAGCGUCGGCACGGCGCUGCACCACGCGGCGGCGGACGGCGCGAGCUACGUCCACUUCAUGAAGUCGUGGGCCGCCGCGCACGCGACGGGUUCGACGCCGACGCCGCCGCCGCUGUUCGACCGGGGCGCGGUGCGGGACCCGAGGGGGCUGCGGGCGGCGUUCGCGAAGGAGGCGGCGGCGCUGGAGGGCGACGGGAGGAUGCAGGCGUGGGACGUCGCGCGCGGGGGCGCGGACGCGGUGCGGGCGACGUUCGCGUUCGGGCGCGCGCGGCUGGGGGCGCUGGCGGCGGCGCCGCGGGCGCCGCCGGGGGCGUCGCCGUACGCGCUGGCGUGCGGGUUCGCGUGGGCCGGCGUGGCGCGCGCGCGCGGGCGCGCGAGCGGCGCGGAGAGGUUGAGGUUCGGGUUCGUGACGGGGUGCAGGGCGCGGCAGGGGAUGCGGGGGUGGGUGAGGAGGGUGUACGAGUGCGCGGGGGAGAGGGCUGUGACGGUGGCGGGGUCGCCGAAGCUGGGGGUGUACGGUGUGGACUUCGGUUGGGGGCCGCCGGCCAAGGUAGAGAUCGUGUCGGCCGAGCGCACCGGCGCGCUGGCGCUGGCGGAGAGCAGGAAUGGGGACGGCGGGAUCGAGGUGGGCGUCGUGCUGCCCCGCCGGGAGAUGGACGUAUUCGUCUCCUUCUUCGCCAGCCAGCUGGGCCACCUCUAAGUCAUGAACCACCUA